CAUUCACUUCCUGCGACGCAAGCUCCUUAAAAGCUAGGGCAUCGAGGAAGUCCGCACUGACUGUAAACACAGUGACGGUUCAUUGAACGCGCGUAGGUCAAGAGAAAUAAACAGAGAUUGAGCUAAAUAAGAGAAAUUACAGUUACCGGUAUUCGUGACCGUAAGAGGGAGGCGCGUCACAAGUUAGCUAAUGGUAGCUAAAAUAAACGGUAACCGAAAGUAUCUCUUAGCGGUGAUCUAGUCAUUGGCUAGAUUAGGUGCACGUAGUAGAAGCGUUAAACACCAAACACGGUGUUAGAAAAAAGAAAAAAAAGCUGACUUCCAAAGAGUCGUCGGGUGCCUCUUGUGUUGGUGUUAGAUAACAAUAAGUCCCUCAGCUAAGUGACGUUGAAGAGCAGUGAUGGACUUCCUUGCUGGGUGCCUGGGAGGUGCUGCUGGAGUCUUGGUUGGACACCCGUUUGACACGGUAAAGGUGAGACUGCAGGUCCAGAAUGUUGAUAAACCUCUAUAUCGUGGGACCUUUCACUGCUUCCAGUCCAUCGUACGACAGGAGUCGGCAUUUGGCUUAUAUAAAGGCAUUGGAUCCCCCAUGAUGGGCCUUACAUUCAUCAAUGCUAUAGUGUUCGGUGUUCAGGGUAAUACUAUGCGACUGCUGAGAGAAGACACCCCAACGAACCAGUUCCUUGCUGGUGCGGCAGCAGGUGCCAUUCAGUCUGUGAUCUGCUGCCCCAUGGAGCUGGCCAAAACCCGCAUGCAGAUGCAGGGUACAGGGGAGAAGAAGUCCUCUAGAAAGAUGUAUAAGAACUCCUUGGACUGUUUGUUACGCAUAUACAAUCAGGAGGGUCUGCGGGGUGUAAACAGAGGCAUGGUUACUACGCUUAUCCGUGAAACACCUGCCUUUGGGGUUUAUUUCCUCUCUUAUGAUGUGCUGACUCGCAGCCUUGGCUGUGAGCCAGAGGCCCGCUUUAUGAUCCCCAAACUGCUUUUUGCUGGGGGUAUGGCAGGCAUCGCCUCCUGGAUCUCCACCUAUCCUGUAGAUGUAAUCAAAUCGCGACUCCAAGCAGAUGGGGUGGGCGGAGUCAAACAGUACAGCAGUAUCGCUGACUGUAUCCGGCAGAGUGUCAGGCGAGAGGGCUACAUGGUGUUCACUCGAGGCCUCACUUCCACGCUGCUAAGAGCCUUCCCUGUGAAUGCUGCCACUUUUGCUACCGUCACUCUCUUUCUCAUGUACGCUCGAGGCGUGGAGGAAGCACCUAAAGACUGCGAGGCAGCUCAGACGAGCCACCACACACAGAUGCAGCAGCAGGAGGCCCAGCCCACCAGCCUGUGACAGCGCAGAGGUUUCCUCCUCAACCCAGGCACUUUAGAAGAAUGCAGAGGGACAAAAUGUAUCCAAGCUCUUUGUUACUGUCUGACUUUUUUUCCACAUCACAUCUACCAUUCCAUGUUUUGAACCCAAAAACAUUUUGUUUAUAUAAGCACUCAUUUUUUAUUUUUAAGGUAACAAAGGGGGGAAAAAAGUGGAAAAGAUAUUUAUUUUUUAGCAAUAUUUUAAGUUUAGCAUCUGCUUCUGUGGAUGCAGAAUAUUAAAGAGGUUGGCAUUCUACUAAAAAGUUUUUUUUUGGGGUGGGGUUGGAAGCUGACAGUUUCAUGACAGCUUUUAAGAAAUAACUUAUCCUUAGAAAUAUUUUGUGUAAAAGAAUCGUCAGGACUUGUUACUGAGCCAGAAAACUGAUGGCGUGGCUGGAUUGUGUGUAUGGUGUGGGCACUGGAAAAUUAUAUCUCUAUUUACAUAUAUCUUGAAAUUUGCAGUGUUUAACUGCAUUUGUACAUGCUACUGAAUCUUUUUUUUUUUUAAUGUAAAAGAAUUCCUCCUGCCUUAUAAUAUAGUUUUUAUUUGUGUAACGAAGCUAAAGCACACGUUUGUACCUGAACUAUAUCCUCUGAAGAGUUGAGUGAGCAAGACGGAACCAAUGUAGCAUGAGAUAAGUGUGCACAACUUAUCACAUUUAAACUGCAUUCAAACCAAAAGCCAUUGCAGCUCCAAUCUGAUCCACUGCAGGAUAGACCCCUGCGGCACAUGUCGGGCCCCCCCCCGCAGCACCCAUCCUGUCUGAAAAGCUCUUCAGGGAUCGAAUGAGAAAUGCCUGAUGGUGAUCAAGAUGGUGGAUGGCAUUUUGUUUCAUGUUUUUUAUGUUUGUGUGUGUGUUUUGUUCUCUCACUGUUCUAUUAAGGAGUCUAGUAUAGAACCCUACUAUUUUAUUUGACAUGUUUAUACAUUUCCUUUAUCGUCUUUUCAAAAUAGAUUUUAAAUCUAUACGUGAUACUUGAUGUCAGAAAUUCAUGUCAGGGGUACUUGAAAACAGUUCUCGGGCCAACAAAUAAGAGUUGCUUAAUUCUGUCCAUGUUAAACAUGUGAAUAUGUUACUAUGGGACUGUUGUUAUUUUCUGAGAGCUACUCUAGGUGAUUUAUUGCAGUUGCUUUUU
This is a messenger RNA of Archocentrus centrarchus (flier cichlid), 2487 nucleotides long. RefSeq names its product mitochondrial basic amino acids transporter-like. The record is from RefSeq and is a predicted model, not a curated record. Gene Ontology annotation, cellular component: mitochondrion. NCBI's taxonomy places the organism in Eukaryota, Metazoa, Chordata, Actinopteri, Cichliformes, Cichlidae. Gene Ontology annotation, biological process: mitochondrial L-ornithine transmembrane transport. Gene Ontology annotation, molecular function: high-affinity L-arginine transmembrane transporter activity. Bases 401 to 1330 code for a protein of 309 amino acids. The transcript has 4 exons.